GCUGCCCUCAGUUUUCUCGAGUCCCCUUGAAACGCACGGUGACGCAUUUCCUGAGCGUGCCAAUCCCGGGCUGACGGGAGGGCGGGCUCUUCAAAUUUGAAUUCCCAGACUUGUAAGUGCUGGGGAACCUCGCAGCGUUUGUGAGCGACUCCUGAGGCCCGGCUGCGGCGGACGGCGGUCGUCGUGGGCCUGAGGCGCGAGCCCGUGGGCGUGGAGCUCGCCUGCGCACGUAGCCGAACCGGGACUGCUGUGGCCUCGCCUACCCGGCCCGCCCGCCAAGCGGAGCAUAGUAAACUUUGAUUUUCACAUUGAGCUACAGGUUUCUAUGAGGCCCUAUUGAAGUUCUAUUCUGAAGUUCGCUUAAGUGAAUUUCCUGUUACAGGAACUUGGUUAUUACUAUAUUUCCAAGAUGAUUGCAACACCUUUGAAACAUCCAGGAAUUCAGUUGCCUUCAGAGACAUCUUUUCAGAGGAAAAAUAUGCCCAUGGAUGCAAUCUUUUUUGACAACAUUCCUUCAGGCACACUUACUCCUGUGAAAGAUUUGGUGAAAUAUCAGAACUCUACUUUAAAAUUGAAUGACCAUGAAAAGAAUCAUUUCCCACAAAGGAAAACUUUUAACAAUAAAAAUAUAUUUCAGUCUACCUUGCUAGCAGAGGCUACUAUCUCUAACAAUUCUCUUAAUAUCAGUGCUAUCAAGCCCAACAAGGAUGGAUUUAAAAAUAAAGCAAACUAUGAAUCACCAGGAAAAAUAUUUCAAAGAAUGAAAGAAAAGGUUCUACGUAACAAACUAGAACAGACAUCAAGAGACAGUAGUUUGCUGGAUCAAUUGAGCAGUGAGAGUACUAAAACCUUCGCUCUUAACAGACAUGAAAAAAGACAGUUGCAGCAUACCUACCUCUGUGAAGAAAAGGAAAACAAAUCAUAUAACAAUUCAGUAAAAGAGUCAUCAGAAUUCCCUCUGGUAAAGCAAAAGAUUCAACACCAGGAGGUAAAGAAAGCAGUGCAGCACAAUUUAACUUACGAAUUUCCAGUUCUGAACCAAGAACAAGAAAAUAUUUCAACUACAAAAGUCUCAAACCAGGCAUUAUUCAGAGCUCAGUUGACUGAACAAAUUCUUCACCCCAGGGAGAAUACGAUUGCAACCACUCAAUCCAAAAAGGACACUUUUGUUAUAGAGAACAGUGAGUCAGCCUGUGAAAAAUUCCAAAAUACUAAUACUGAGACUCUUAGUACAAAUUGUGUUCCUACUAAGAAUGGCAGUCAAUUAAUGGUUACUGAUAGUGAGAUGACAACAGAAGGAACUUCACAAGAAGAAAUUAAGGACAAAAAUGAAAAAACAGUGCCCAGAGAGAUUGAUCUUAUAGAUUCCAUGAAAGAUACAUGUAAAAUUAUAUUGGCAAGUCCAAGACUUCAUGUAACAAUACCUCGAAGGUCAAAAAGAAAUGUUUCCAAGCUUUCUCCUCCAAAUGUGUUUGAAGCAGUUACGGAUGAAGUUAAAAAAACUCAGGUAAUCCAGCUGCAAGAAUGGAUGAUUAAAGUCAUCAAUAAUAAUACUGCUAUAUGUGUAGAAGGAAAAUUGAUAGAUAUCACCAAUGUGUAUUGGCACAGUAAUGUAAUUAUAGAGCGGAUUAAGCACAAUGAACUCAAGACUAUAUCAGGCAACAUUUAUAUAUUAAAAGGAAUAAUAGACCGGAUUUCCAUGAAAGAAGCAGGGUAUCCAAAUUAUCUCAUAAGAAAAUUUAUGUUUGGAUUUCCACAAAAUUGGAAAGAGCAUAUUGACAAUUUUCUGAAACAGUUAAGGGCUGGUGAAAAGAACAGGGAAAAGGCCAGACAAAAACAGAAAAUUGGAAGAUUUGUUUCUGACAUAAGAAAAUCAGUGAAAAAUGAUAGAGGAGAAAAACAAACAUCUGUCCUCCAAAGGGCCAGCAACACUUACAACCUUGAUUGUGGUAACUCAGAACUAAAGAAUAAUAAGCACAGUUGUUUGCCAGGAACUACAGAAUUAAACAUUUGCCAUGGUAAUUGCCAAAAUAAACCACCAUUAAGAAUACAAGAUGACCAAAAAAAUAAUACUAUUCAAAAUGGGGGAGGAUAUGACUUACUUAAUCAGGAAUUAGCUGGAAAAAAAAAUAAAAAGUUGCCUUCAAAGAAACUGAAAAAUCGUGAAAGGAUAAUUGAAAGUCAGAAGCAAGAAAGAACUGAAGAAUGGAAUGUACCCAUUGAUAUUCUAACCUCAAGGGAACAGUUUUUCUCAAAUGAAGAAAGAAAAUACAUGACUGUUCAUCAGAAAGAAGCUUAUAUUUUAGUAACACCACUUAAAUCUAAGAGUGCCAUAGAACAAAGAUGCAAGAAGUAUAAUCUAUCCUCUGCCACCAUUACAGCAGUAUCAGACUUUGCAAUGCCAAAGCAUCAAAAAGAAAGUGAAUCAGACUUAAAUGAAACUGUAAGUCCUGUUACUAAGUCCACGGUGACUCUAGAAAAUAUCUUUGAGUAUAGUAUGGGUCAUAAAAAUAACAAGGAAGAGUCCAUUGAGUGUGAUUUUCUCACUGUCAACCAGCAAAUAAAAAUACCUAGCCCUAAAAGCAAACAAAUGGCCUCCUUGGACUUGAAGAAUACAAGAUUGUUAUCAAAAUUAGAGAAAACCGAAAAUCAAGUAGCUAUGCCAUUUGACAAGCAUCAGUCCUUUUCAGAUUUGACAGGUGAAGAGAGUAAAAUAGAAAACAAAAUUAAAAGGAAAGCUGGGGUUAAUAAAACCAGAGCAAGAAAUACCACGGGAACAGUGGUUCACCUUAGAAAAAGCUCAAGCAACACCACAAGAACUAUGGAAUCUGAAACUGAUGAAAGUGACAAUGAAUUUUUUAUUAAAAAAAAGAAAGCUAGAUCUUCUGCUCAAGAAACUCUUCAGAAAUCCAAUGUUAGGAAUGAGCUUCCAAUUAUUGAGGCAGCAGGAUCUGAGAAGACUAAAAGAUAUCCCUUGGAAUGUUUAACUGGUUCAAUUCAAGAUGAAGAAUGGAAUGAGAACGAAUUACAUAAACUUCAUUGUGCUGUUGCAUCUCUUCCAAAGCACAAACCUGGUUUCUGGUCAAAUGUAUCCAUGGCUGUAGGCUCUCGAUCUGCUGAAGAAUGUCAGAGGAAAUACAUGGAGGACCCUCAAGGAAAAGGAUCCCAGAAGCAUGUCACUAAGAAAAAGCCAGCCAAUCCCAAAGGCCAAAAUGGCAAGAGAGGUGAUGCUGACAAGAACCAAACUAUUAAGAUAACUGCCAAAGUGGGAACUCUAAAAAGGAAGCAACAAAUGAGGGAAUUUCUGGAACAGUUGCCAAAAGAUGACCAUGAUGAUUUUUUCAGCACUACAACACCUUUACAGAAUCGAAGAGUACUGUUGCCAAGUUUCCAAUACAGUCAAGAUGAUGAUGAUAUUCUGCCAAAUAUGGACAGAAAUCCAACAACUCCAUCAUCAGUUAUCUUUCCAUUGGCAAAAACUCCUCAAUGUCAGCAUGUCAGUCCUGGCAUGUUAGCUUCCAUAAAUAGAAAAGACUGUGAUAAAUAUGUUUCUCGAAUACAAAAAAACCAUAAAAGUAAUGGUGGUGUUGUCUGGGCCAAUGUCAAGAAAAGAACAGUUGAAAUUGAUCUCUCACCUCAAGUAACAUCAAGAAGAAAAACCCUGUUUAGCAACGAUUUAGGCGAAAACUCUGGUUUUGGAAAGCUGUUCAGUAAUGCAAUGGAAUCUUUAGAUGAAGAAGACAGAGAUUAUUAUUUUUCAAACUCUGAUUCUGCAUAGUAAAAACAAGAAAAUGAUUUCUAAUAAAGCAGUCAAUGUAUUUUUAUCUUCAUUUGGAUGAUACUUUAAAAAAAAGUUCACAUUUUCAUAUGAAGCUACAUUAUAAAUACUUCAUUUGCACUCAAAAUAUCCUUCAGAAUAUUCCUCAUUGCUGUAGCUUAUUAGCAAAAUAUAAGGAAAACUGUGUAGAUACUUGUAAAUUUGUUUUUGCAAUAUUAAAAUUUAAGUCUCUUUUAA
This is a messenger RNA of Oryctolagus cuniculus (rabbit), 4015 nucleotides long. It is a transcript of the gene MIS18BP1, whose product is annotated as MIS18 binding protein 1. Lineage: Eukaryota; Metazoa; Chordata; Mammalia; Lagomorpha; Leporidae. Gene Ontology annotation, cellular component: chromosome, centromeric region. The record is from RefSeq and is a predicted model, not a curated record.